UUCAGCAUAUAAAAUAAAAAGUUCAUUGAUGUUCUCCUUUGGUUGGGUACCUUUGCUUUUCUCCUCGUUAGCCCAGAAAUCAAUUUACCAAAUUUCCAAAUUCAAAUAUAGACUUGAACACAAUCAGUUAAUUCUUUAAUCCCCUGGAGUUCGCCCAACAAACUUUCACUGUACAAUGGAAGAGGAUCUGGAGUUCCUUAUCAACGCCCUGUCGGUGCCAAAUACUCCAUUGACCGAGCCAUACGAUGAGGUACAGUUGCUGGAGAUGCGUGAGUCCUUCAAGACGCUGCAGAAACUCCUCAGGCGCAGUUCCUUGCCCGUGGAGGCGAGUCUGCGCUCCAUGCCGAGGUCAAAGGCUGGAGAACAUACAAACCGGUUCGAGGAAAGAGAUCUGUCCUCCGUGCUUGCACUUGUGGGCAACGAUUACGAGAGGGUCAGCGAUCGAAACAGUGGCAGCCAGGACUGGAAGUCGGCGGAAAGUGGAGCACGAACAUCACCCAUCAUUCUAGAGUGUGGGCUGAGGGAUCGCAACAGUUCCUCGAGCGGCAGCGAGUGUCCCGAUGUUGGAGACAUGGCGCUGGUGCCCUACGAGGAACUCUGCAACGAGCGAAGCAGCUCGGAAACCACGGUAACCGGCCAGUCCUAUUCAUCGUCGGGCAUCUCCAUCAGCAUUCCCGUCAACUUGGUCUGGAACAACAGGGAGUACCAAGAGUCGCAGAGCACGGACAGUGAAACCACACUAAAGGCGGACGGUCGCCGGUAUUCAGUCCUGAAUUAGGGUCCCACAACUCCUGGUCAUUGAAAGUAGUCCCCGAAAUUCCAAAGACACAAACUGGAGCACGCCUUUAACCUUUGGGCAUGUGCAAAGAUUUAUUUAGGUUGUUUUCAUAAGCUUAGGUUUCAUAUAUAUUUUAGUAAAUGGUAAAUAAAAUGUAAAUGCUAACAAUGA
This is a messenger RNA of Drosophila biarmipes, 949 nucleotides long. RefSeq lists its product as uncharacterized. Lineage: Eukaryota; Metazoa; Arthropoda; Insecta; Diptera; Drosophilidae. The transcript has a single exon. Bases 176 to 778 code for a protein of 200 amino acids. The record is from RefSeq and is a predicted model, not a curated record.